CGGUUGCGCACAAAAAUUCGUGUGUGUCAUGGCGGCCUUUGAGCACGAGCUGGAUGCCACGGCUGGACUGCGUGAGGCCUUGUUCCAUGCCAUCUCAACCGAUCGGGCAGCCAUCACACUUGAAGAUUUGAUGGGCAUGCUGACAGCUCUAGACGCGAGCAAGCCCCACGAUGAAAUUCAGGCCAGCGCGACACAGCUCAUGGGCAUCUUGGACACGAAUCACAGUGGACAAGUCUCCUUUGCAGAGUUUGAAGCUGCGGUGGCCGAUAACGAAUCCUUGGUCCGAAAUCUGGCAAGCUUGAUGCAGCUUGACGUGGAUGUAGCCAGCAACCCCCAUACACCCACCGAAUCUCAGCACUCGGGUGCAAAUGCUACGCUGUGCAAAUCAGAGUCAUUGGAGCUCAUGUUUGAAGCACGCGAGGCUGAGCUUCGCGAGCAACUCGAUGCUGCGCUCCAACAGAUCCAGCAGGAGCGCACAGAAAACCAGGCUAUACUGAGUACACAGAGCCAGCGGCAUGACCGAGAGGUCACAAGCCUCAACCAACAGCUGACUGAGCAAGAGCAAGCAAUUCAAGAUUACCGACAGGAGAUUGAUGCAUUACGGGAUACCAUCCGCGCCAAUGAAGCGGAUCAACGUGAACGUAAUGCCGAAGAGGGCCGAGCUCUUAUGGAGGAGCAGCAAGCUACGCUCGCGUCCCUGACGGACAAAGUCAAAAGUCUCAAGGUUGACGUUCUACACAACCGCUUGCAAGUACAGGAAGAGUAUGCCCAAACACUUGAGCAAAAGUACAUACAACUUCAAGAAGCUGCAAAUGAAUUGGUGGACCUGCGAGCUGAGAAUCGGCAGCUCAAAGACCGCCUGGACGAAUUUCAGGCACCGGCUUCCACCACCGCAAUGGAGAAUGAAACUAGAACCAGCUCGGAGGAGCAUGGCCGUGCUCUGAUCACAGCUGAUGCAGACCUAGAGGCUGCGCUCUCCCAGCAACGGUUGAAAGACAUUAUGACCGAGCAUGACACUGCACUACUCGACUUGUCGCGCCGCCACCGACACGAGCGGGCUAGAUUGCAGGUUUUACUGGUGGCGGCACGACUCAAAGGCCAAGCACAGGAUACGAAAAUGUCGCAGGUGGCUGAGACUGCGGCUCAACUUAGGUAUGACAAGAAGCGCCUUCAACUUCAGGUAGACGCCCUCGGAGCAUCUCUGCAGGCUAUGAAGAACAUGGUCGACCAGACAAGUGUCGUCAGCCGCAAAAAACACAAUCGUAUCCCGUCAUGGUCGGGUGUUCUGCGUCGGCGCUCCCAGACGUCUUCGCGCAGUGAAAGUCCUGCACCAGCCUCGCCAACGGGCCAACCUGAGGCUGCUUCGUAAUUUUACGUCGACGCUCACAGGGCGCUUACGGUUAGCGUAAAAUUCUGACACUUACCCCAUCCCGCCCUUUUUUUAAACAAGAAUCGAGAGUGAG
Molecule: messenger RNA, 1463 nt
Organism: Monosiga brevicollis MX1
Lineage: Eukaryota; Choanoflagellata; Craspedida; Salpingoecidae
Exons: 12
Coding region: 29-1369 (446 amino acids)
Molecular function (GO): calcium ion binding
Source: RefSeq, a predicted model, not a curated record